This is a messenger RNA of Caenorhabditis angaria, 1180 nucleotides long. Lineage: Eukaryota; Metazoa; Nematoda; Chromadorea; Rhabditida; Rhabditidae. The record is from the annotation of a GenBank genome assembly.
AUGGGUCUCGUCAAGGUCAUUAAGAAUAAGGCCUACUUCAAGCGUUACCAAGUCAAACUCCGACGCCGUCGUGAGGGAAAGACCGACUACUACGCCCGUAAACGUCUUACCGUUCAAUCCAAGAACAAGUACAACACUCCAAAAUACCGUCUCAUCGUCAGAAUCACCAACAAGGAUGUUGUCGCUCAAGUGAGUUUUUAAAUAUCUCAAAAUUAACAAUUUUGAUCCUAAAAUCAUUUUUUUUUGGGUUAAAACGUGAAUUUCGAAAAUUUUCGAAAUUAUUUAUUUAUGCUAAAAUUUAUUUUUUUUCAGAUCGCCUACUCAAAGAUUGAAGGAGACGUUGUUGUCGCUUCAGCCUACUCUCACGAGCUUCCACGCUACGGAGUUAAGGUUGGACUUACCAACUACGCCGCCGCUUACGCUACCGGACUCCUCCUUGCUCGUCGUCACUUGAAGACCAUCGGACUUGACUCAAUCUAUGAGGGUCAUGUUGAGGUAGUUUAAUUUACUCCCGAGUUUCCUAAAUUUCAUAUUUCUUAAUAUUGAAAUUUAUAGCUCACCGGAGAAGACUACAAUGUCGAAGAAUCUGGAGACCGUGCUCCAUUCAAGGCUGUCCUUGAUGUCGGGCUUGCCCGUACCACCACCGGAUCAAAGGUCUUCGCCGUCAUGAAGGGAGUCGCUGACGGAGGAAUCAACGUUCCACACAGGUAAAUUUCUUAUUCAUCGCAUCUUGAAUUCAUUUUGCGAUUUUUUCUAGUGAGAACCGAUUCUACGGAUUCGACCAAGAAGAGAAGGAAUACAACGCCGAAGCUCACCGUGACAGAAUUCUCGGAAAGCACGUCGCUGAUUACAUGACCUACUUGAAGGAAGAAGAUGAGGAUAGAUACAAGAGACAAUUCUCGAAGUACCUUUCCAACGGUUUGAACGCUGACAACAUCGUCUCGGUGAGUCUAGAUAAUUAUCCUUGUCAGAAUAUCCAAUCUAAUUGAUUCAUUUUCAGACCUACGAAAAAGCUCACGCCGCCAUCCGAGCCAACCCAGCCGGCGCUGCCAAGAAAGACCGCAAGGCCGGAAAGCCAAAGAGACACGGAGCCAAGAAGAUCACAUACGAAGAGAGAAAACAACGCGUCGCCGACAAGAAAGCUCUUCUCCUCUCACUCAAAGAACAACAAGAGGAAUAA